This is a messenger RNA of Cyprinus carpio (common carp), 1775 nucleotides long. RefSeq names its product methylthioribose-1-phosphate isomerase. The record is from RefSeq and is a predicted model, not a curated record. Lineage: Eukaryota; Metazoa; Chordata; Actinopteri; Cypriniformes; Cyprinidae. Gene Ontology annotation, molecular function: S-methyl-5-thioribose-1-phosphate isomerase activity.
AGAAACAUGAUCUUGCUCGUCCUCAUUCCGAGUCUCACACAUCUGCUCUUCAUUGGAUCCCUCCGUUCAGUCGCUAAGAAUACUCCGAAUCGCUUUAUUGUUGCGUCGCCGUAGUCAUAAGAAUAAUAAAAGGCUUCAUGGGAUGACUGACAGGAGUGGGCGUGGUCAACGGGCGGGGCUUUCUGCCAGAGCGAACACGCGGCUCCGUGAUCGGUGCGCUUUUCCCCCUCGAUCCGUGCAGACGCCCACACCUUGUGAUUCGCGAUUCAUGAUUCACGAAUCGCAGCGCUUUUAACGCACCCCGACGCCACCGGACGCGAAGCGGAUCUACGGAACCCGUCACACAUCGGCGCCAGCGCUCCCGGAAUACGUUCAGCCGCAUCUCACACGGGUCAUGACGCUGGAGGCGAUCCGGUACCGGCCCGGUUCUCUGCAGAUCCUCAACCAGCUGCUGCUGCCGCACGAGACCGUGUACGACGAGAUCCGCUCGGUGCGGGACGGAUAUGAGGCCAUCAAGAGCAUGAAGGUGCGCGGCGCUCCCGCCAUCGCCAUCGUGGGCUGCCUGAGCCUGGCGGUGGAGCUGCGGGGGGGCGCGGGGGGCGACGACCUCGUGUCCUUCAUCAGGGACUCGCUGUGCCACCUGACGUCCGCUCGACCCACGGCGGUCAACAUGGGCCGAGCCGCCCGCGAGCUCAUGGAGUUCACAGAGAACGAGAGCAUGGAGAAGAACACGGAGCCGCUCCGAGACAGCGUGAUUGGCUGGAUCGAGGAGAUGUUGGAGCGAGACGUGAACGAUAACAAAAAAAUUGGCAACUACGGCGCGCAGCACAUCCUGUCGGGCGUCCCGCGAGACUCGAUCACCAUCCUCACGCACUGUAACACCGGCAGCCUGGCCACCGCGGGAUACGGCACGGCUCUCGGAGUGGUGCGGUCGCUGCAUGCGCUGGGCCGCUUGAAGCGUCUGUACUGCACAGAGACCCGGCCCUACAACCAAGGCGCCCGGCUGACGGCGUACGAGGCCGUGGCGGAGGGGUUCCCAGCCACCCUCAUCACAGACAGCAUGGCGGCGCUCGCCAUGAGGGAGAAGGGCAUCACAGCUGUCGUCGUCGGAGCGGACCGGGUUGUUGCCAACGGCGACACGGCCAACAAGGUGGGCACGUAUCAGCUGGCCAUCGCUGCCAAGCAUCACGGUAUACCGUUUUACGUGGCGGCGCCCAGCACGUCCUGCGAUCUGAGUCUGGAGAGCGGACGAGACAUCGUGAUCGAGGAGCGUCCAGCUCAGGAGCUCACCAGCAUCAACGGAGUUCCUGUAGCCGCUCCUGGGAUCGAUGUGUGGAACCCGGCGUUCGACGUCACUCCUCACCAGCUGAUCACGGGCGGCAUCAUCACCGAGCUCGGCGUGUUCCUGCCGUCCGAACUGCAGGCCGCUCUGACGGGGAGACUCACGGCUCUGUAGGGCACUCGCUCUCCUCAUGGUUUCACCUCACUGUGGUGGAAGUUGCACCUUUAACUACACACACAAGCGUCGGCACCGAGGUGUAAACAAGGUAUACUAGGCACGUUCGAUUCAACACUUACAACGUGGAAUAACACCAUGUGACACACACUUGUACAACCCAGGGAUGCUUGUAAACACACACAAACACACACACACACACACACACACACACAAGUACGUUCUCCUUCUCUCUGUGUGUACAGCUCAUGUCACGUCAUCUCAUGUCUUGUUCCUUUUUCCACUCGUUUCUUCCCCUCUAUCUGGCUCAGCUCCCGUU